CAAAAGUAGUCGAGCAGGUUUGUGUCACAAAUUCGGCAUGGUACCACUCAUCUUACUUUCGUUAGUUAGUUUAACAUGGGCUAUUCCUGACCUGCUUCUGGAUACUGACCUAUUUUUGGAGCCGAAACGGAAUUUUUUGUCCAAAAAUAUUUUGGAACAUGAAAGUGGGAUAUCUGAGGAUGACUAUCGUUUAUCUACAACAACAGUGCCGUCCAAGUAUGAUCUAGUUUUCAAUGUAGACAGGGAAUGUCUAGAAGGAAAAAGUGAAACUUUCGAAGGUUUAGUUAAAAUAGUAUUUUCAGUUUCUGAACCAAAAAACAAUAUUGUGUUACAUUCUGCACUCAAAAUUGUGAACAUUACGGCAACUGCAUAUGAAGAUACCCAAAGUGUAGAAGUUGUAGGAUAUAAAUCAAAUUUAAGUAAAAAAAAACUGGAAAUUCAACUUGCCAAUAAGCUCAUUGUCGGUACUGUCUAUAAAUUACAAAUAUAUUUUAGAGGUCAUUUAAAUGAUGAUAAUUCUAGGGGUUUAUUUAGACAGAAAUAUGAAAUUAACGAAACUACUGAAUAUGUUGUUACUACACAAUUUCAACCAAACUAUGCUCUAAGAGCUUUCCCUUGUUUUGACGAACCCCAGUAUAAGGCAAUUUUUAGAUUAACUCUCAUCUACCCAUCUGAUUUCCUUGCUACUGCCAACACUCCUAUAGCGGAUUCACAAUAUAACAAUGAAACUAAUACCGUAACAACUGUUUUUGAAGACACACCUGUAAUGUCCUCUUAUUUACUGGCAUUUACAAUAUCAAAAUUUACCUGUUCCAAUACCACGAGCAAUGGCAUUAGUCAUGGAGUUUGUUCAAGAAGACAUCUUGCUUCUAAAAGAGGUUUGGCUUUGGAAUAUGGAGUUAAGAUACUAAAUGCUUUAAGUAAAUGGACACAACUUCCAUAUGAUACAUUGGGUAUUAAAAAAAUUGACCAUUAUGCUCAGAUAUCGUUUCCUGGAGCAAUGGAAAAUUGGGGAAUAGUAACCUACGGUGAACGGUUCCUUCUAUAUCCAUAUGGCUUCACAAGCAAGCGGGCAGUUCUCUCUAUAAUAGCUCAUGAAUUAUCUCAUAUGUGGUUUGGAAACUACGUAACAACAAAAUGGUGGGAUACUCUUUUCUUAAAUGAAGGUUUCGCCACCUAUUUUCAAUAUUUUAUUUUAAACGAGAUUCCAGAACUUUUAGAAUUUGAAAUGAGCAAACAGUUCAUCAUUAAUGAACAAUUUUCAGCAUUGCGUGCAGAUGGACAACCAUUUUCUCACUCUUUGACCUCUAAACUGUGGCCCCCUACUCAUAAAUUUAAUACUAUAUCUUAUAGUAAAGGCGCUUCUAUUAUAAGAAUGGUUGAAAACACGAUAGGAACCCAAAUUUUUAAACGCGCUUUACAAAAGUAUUUGGUGCAAAGGUAAGUACU
Messenger RNA from Diabrotica balteata, 1449 nucleotides. NCBI's taxonomy places the organism in Eukaryota, Metazoa, Arthropoda, Insecta, Coleoptera, Chrysomelidae. The record is from the annotation of a GenBank genome assembly.